AGCUUUUCUAUGGGCAGGGAGGCAUGACCAGCUCUCACCAGCAUCUCCCUUCAAGAUCGCCCCCGCACUCAGUUUGUCGCCAUGUCCAUGGUGGUCCCCUUCCCCGUAGAUGGGGUUCGGGUCCAUCUCGACCUUUUCGCCAGGGUUCGGACGGAGGAGUGAGGAUGGGUCGCCCUUCUCGGCGGAAACGGAUGCUUUGACCAUGGUCGUGCUCGUCGUCGUUGUGUUCGGAGAAUUUGUGUUGGAAGUGGACUGCAGGUGAUGUCGAAUAUUGGCAGUCGAUCACGGUCGAAAGUUUGAACGAUCGCAAGGUGAGGGUAGUUGAAUGAGCGAAUGACCCGCUCGCUGACAGUAUAUCUAUAUAUUAUACCGGAGACCCCUCUCAGGGUGGAUCACGGCGGAGAGGCGACGAUUGCGAUUGCGACGACGACGAUGGAUCAGCUCUCCCUCCCUCGGGAUCGACCCGCGACCAACAAGAAAAAUGUACGGUAAUCUCAUGCUCAUGCCGUACGACCCCGGUCACCAUGCUGGUCCCUCGGGCUCCAACGACGGUUCGCGGAAUGCUUCGGUCAAGCCAAGACAAAACGGGAAUGAGAAUGACGUCACCGCCGGUCUUGUCCUGGUUCGGCUGCGAGUAUGGCUUACGAUUCCUACCGUUGUGGCUUCGGGUCACGUGAGACCUCUUUUGAUCUUCGAAGAUCGCCGAUCGUCGAUCGUUGCUCGCAUGGAAUGGAUCGACGUUUCGGGUGCGAGUGCCGUCGGCAUGAUGUGGCAGGUUUCACCUAUCCGAGAACGCCAGAAGCGAUCCGAUAGGGUCGAUCCUCGUAUCGACGAUUUGCGAUUUGCCGUCGCCACCCCAAGCCCGACUAAUCGCCCGAUUCAAUGUAGUUUGGCUCUCUUUCAUCCGCCCCUUCUCGUCGAGCGAUUUGCACACGAAUAUGCGACAAGCAACGUUGGAUUCGAUGGAAGUGACUACAUGACUAUCGCCCUGUCGUGUGUCAUCGCUCCCAUGUCCAACAGCCCGCACAGCACCUAUGUCUGUUAUGGCUGGGCAGACGAGACAGAUCAUGCGGAUCCGAAUUUAUGCGCAAUGCCUUUCGCAUCGACGUACCAAGGACAAGAAGGGCAUGGAAUCAAUCACACGGUCCCGACUGGACCAUUCAAUCGAGACUCUGUGUUUCCACAGCAGCCACUGGUUUCCCGUCAGGCUGAUAUGUCCACAAGGGGUCUCACCAGCUUCACACGGAUGGCUGAUCAUGCGGGUCUGCUGACACAGCCUGGAGAUAUAAACCAGACAACCUCUCUGUUUGUCCAAGAGCCCGCUCAUUCGCCAUGUCGGUCCGUUAUGGAUGCCAAUUACCCAUGGAAUUAUUCUGUUUGGCCUAGUACGGUCACCGUUCCCUCUGCGUUUGGUCCCUUAGACCAAGCUCCAACUUGUUUCCAAGAAGAGUUUCCAGACUCGGCUCGAUACACCCUACAGUCAAGUAAUCCAACGGAGGACGAGCCCAGUCAAAACUAUCCUGGCCAUUCUUCUGCAUCCAUGAGCGCAAGAGGAAAUGGCGGGUCGAACGCUAAUACGUCUGCCGUCAUCUACGGGGGAAUCACGAAAAUCCAUGUUCGCCGCCCGAAGAAGGCGGUGACACGGCGAGGACCGCCCGACAUAUCGGCAAAUGACUUCGUCGCCUCCAAGAUAGACAACGCAAUGGAAUACAGCGUCUCCGCAUCACAAUCACGAAGUACGAGAUCUUUCGACAAGGUUGUGGAGAAACGGAUGGUAUGGGUAGAUCCGAAUUACCAAGGAGAUCUGACGGAACAGCUGCGCAAUAACAUACAGAAGAUCAGUCGAGCUCUCCGUAUUAUCGCGGAAGCUUGGGAAGUCCAGCUCGGGACAGGGACGCAAGGUAUAUACAAGAUUACUUGUAUCAGAGAGAAGGACGGGAGAACUUCCGUGCUUUAG
Filobasidium floriforme is the source of this 1957-nucleotide messenger RNA. RefSeq lists its product as uncharacterized. Lineage: Eukaryota; Fungi; Basidiomycota; Tremellomycetes; Filobasidiales; Filobasidiaceae. The coding region runs from base 482 to 1957 and encodes 491 amino acids. The transcript is spliced from 7 exons. The record is from RefSeq and is a predicted model, not a curated record.